UAAACAGUGACAUUCUUUCAGUGCAUCAUGUGAUGCUGUGCUAGUAGUGGAAAGGAAGGGAGCCAGUUCAUUAGUGAAAGAGAGAAAAGAUGUUCUUUCUGGUAGUAUUGAUAGCUUUGAUUGGUUCCACUGCUCCUUGUGAGGUUGGUGUACCUCAUGAAUCCUCAACUCUUAAUAUACCAAGACUUGCUAGUACAUCUGGUCCACAAGUGUAUCUUGGAUUAGAGAAUCCUGCCUCUUGUGGAGGAUACCUAACAAAUUACACUAUUUGUUACUACAAUGCUAGAAGUGGGAGACCUGUCACAGAAGGAGAGUUAUCAAUAUGGGAAGCAGGCCCUGAACUAUUUGACAGAUUUAGAGUUUAUGACAAGAUUAUUGAAUCGGUUCUGGACCUCCCUUUUACAACUGAUAACGAUACAUCUUGUGGGAUUGGCCCUGUAGUGACACCAAUUAGUAAUGCACCAGGUCCUUACCCUGCUAGGGAGAUUGUGUGUAUGUAUUACUGUCUUCCAGAGACUUCAACAGUUCUUGUUAAACCUGGUAGUGUUGUUGGUAUAGUAUAUACUGAUGGAGUCAAAUAUAAUAACAGAGGUCAAAUGCUAACACGUCAUACAUUUCAAACUGCAGGAACUUGUGUUGGAAAUAGCCUCAGGUUUUCGCUAGGUGAUAUUGUUGGAGUAACCUGUCCUUUAGUACCAGCUAAUACUACCACUGGUCUACUAGCUGGAGCUGGUAUUGAGCCAAUUUAUUGUCCUGAAUUAUCUCUACAGUAUGGUAGCAUUAAUAUCUCUGGUCCUUACUCUUAUGGUACUGGCAUUGAAUACACUUGUCAGACUGGUUUCCAACUGGCUGGUGUUUCCAGUCAAACCUGUUUGUCCAGUGGAGACUGGAGUGAUGAAUUACCUUAUUGUAAUGUACUCAACUGCACUGACCCAGGAGUACCUAGCAAUGGAAGACGGCGUGGAAAUCACUUCACUAAUGGUUCCUUAAUUGAAUUCAUUUGUGACAAUGGUUUCACUUUAAAUGGCACUUCACUGAUCAUGUGUUAUCGUGGUAAUUGGUCUGCUCCUGUACCAGUGUGCAUUAGCAAUACACCUUCACCCUCCUCCUCCUCCUCUUCAUACUUACUCCCUACUACCUCAAAUACAAUUGCUAAUACUACUGCCUCUUCCUCUCCUUCUACAACUAGUGACUCGAAUCAAUUUGCUUAUCAGUUUCUGACGGCAAUCUUCAUUACAAUAAUUCUCCUCAUUAUAUUAGUGCUUGCAAGUGCUUUGGUGUUUUUGUAUGCUUAUCGGAAAUGUUUCAGGAGUAAGAGACGCUAUACAAUGACGGAUCCAAUAUCUUAUGCACAAUUGGAUAGGCCAUUGCUGGAGAACGAUCACUUAGAAGAAGUAUCGGACGAGAUUUAUGACAAAGUCAAAUCAGAUGAAGGUCCUGUAUUACCACCGCGUGCAGCCGUAAUGAGAUUCUCUAAUCCAGGUGAUACAGGAGGUAACUACUCUGAGAGAGAAGGAAAAGCAACUCCUGUUUAUGGUGGAGCUGUCCCUUAUAGAGGAGCAACUAAACCUAUAUUCAUUGAGAGAGGUGGGGGACCAAGAGGUAUUUAUGCAAGGAGAGAGAAUAAAGGACAAGAAUACAAUCACCCUCCUUCUGUACAAUCACUGCCUUUCCCAUCACCGAUUGGACAAGGUGGUGGACCAGGGAGCAGGCUUAGUACUCAGUCCUUUCCUGCUAAUCUGGGAUAUGGUGGCCAUUAUGAAGUGUAUAUACCUCAGGAUGAAGAUGAUGAUGAAUCCCCAUAUUGGGUGCCUGCUGAUUUUGAAGAUGAACUAUACCUGCAGUUAGAUCAGAUAAAAGUCAAGAAAAUACCAUCAGCUGAACUAAAUGUAAUGGAGAUCCUUGGUAGUGGUCAGUUUGCCUAUGUGAGUAGAGCACUGUGGACUAAACCCGAAGGUGAAUCCAUUGAAGUGGCAGUGAAGGUAUUAUCGGAUGAAGCUGAUGAGAAUGAUAAGAUUCGGUUCUUACAAGAAGCAGCUUUAAUGGGCCAAUUCACUCACACUAAUGUCCUAACACUCCAUGGGGUAGUCAGCAGUGAAGACACUACUAUAAUGAUCGUUAUUGAGUUAAUGAAAGGCGGAGAUCUACGUCACUGGCUCAUGAAGAGAAAAAGAGAGAAGAGCUAUCAAGCAAACAUUUUACUUAACUUCUGUAGACAGAUUUGUCUCGGGAUGUGUUAUCUGUCCUCAAGGAAGUUUGUUCAUCGUGAUCUUGCAGCGAGGAAUAUACUAGUGACUCAUGAUAAUAUUUGUAAAAUAUCUGACUUUGGCAUGUCUCGUGAUUUGACUGAAACAGACUACUACACAGCAAGUGAGGGUGGAUUAAUACCAGUAAAAUGGACGGCCCCCGAGGCACUCAAGUUUCGCAAGUACUCAUCAGCUUCAGAUGUGUGGAGCUAUGGUUGUCUCAUGUAUGAGAUAUGGAGUCUUGGACAUAAGCCAUUUGAUACAAUUAAGAACAAUGAAUAUAUGAAGAAGAUUAGUAGUGGAUAUCGCCUUCAACCUGUUCCUGGUUGCCCUAAAAUGAUGUAUGAGAUAAUGAUGAAGUGCUGGCAUCCUGAGUCAAAGAAGAGGCCCAGUUUUAAUGAGAUAAUGCUGUUAUUGUUGAAAGAUGAUUCCACAUUGUUAUUGAUACCAGAUGAAGAUAGACUCACUCAUUCUGAGGCUGGUCAGUUAGGUGGUCCUCUUGAAGCUGGGGAUAAGCUAUACACUGACCUACAGUCUAUGUACAUUGAUGAUGAGCAAUGAAGUGUAGAUGUCAUAUGUCCUUAAGAAGCUGGAAAUGAUUUUUAAUACUUGUUUGUGUAAACUGUUGUAUCAUAAUAAUUAUAUUUAUGAUAAUAGAUUGUUUUAACCUUAUGCUUAAUAUCAAUGAUGUGUACAUUCUA
Amphimedon queenslandica is the source of this 2947-nucleotide messenger RNA. RefSeq lists its product as uncharacterized. Gene Ontology annotation, biological process: multicellular organism development; positive regulation of kinase activity; cell surface receptor protein tyrosine kinase signaling pathway. The transcript is spliced from 13 exons. Gene Ontology annotation, cellular component: signaling receptor complex; plasma membrane. NCBI's taxonomy places the organism in Eukaryota, Metazoa, Porifera, Demospongiae, Haplosclerida, Niphatidae. Bases 90 to 2807 code for a protein of 905 amino acids. The record is from RefSeq and is a predicted model, not a curated record. Gene Ontology annotation, molecular function: transmembrane receptor protein tyrosine kinase activity; ATP binding.